This is a messenger RNA of Podospora anserina S mat+, 1938 nucleotides long. RefSeq lists its product as uncharacterized. Bases 1 to 1938 code for a protein of 645 amino acids. Gene Ontology annotation, biological process: secondary metabolite biosynthetic process. The transcript has 2 exons. Lineage: Eukaryota; Fungi; Ascomycota; Sordariomycetes; Sordariales; Podosporaceae. The record is from RefSeq and is a predicted model, not a curated record. Gene Ontology annotation, molecular function: oxidoreductase activity, acting on CH-OH group of donors; flavin adenine dinucleotide binding.
AUGAGAUCCCUGCCACUCUACCUCGUCGCCCUGUCGCGGACAAUCAGCGUUGGCAUUGCCACUGCAACACAGCAGCCGCUGUAUCUCUCUGCCUUCAAUGCUAUUCCUCGAGUCUCGUCCCUGUUCACCACGACAAAAAAUCAUGAUGAAGCUCGCAUGGAUGGUCGUAUCCAGGCAAAAGACUUGCUUAGCUCGCACUUCGGGCCCUACGGUUGGCCAGGGCAAUCAUUCGACUACGUGAUUGUUGGCGGGGGCACUGCUGGCUUAGCGAUGGCCAAGCGACUUUCCGAAGACAACGCCAACUCGGUGGCUGUGAUCGAAGCAGGCGGUUUCUACGAGAUUGAGGGGGGAAAUAUGACCGAGGUGCCCAUGUAUCUGUUCAACUACUUCUUCGAUAAUGGCCACGUGAAGAACCCCUUGUUUGACUGGUAUCAGUACACUGUGCCACAGCCAGGUCUCGCCAAAAGAGCCAUGUUUUACAUGCAGGGAAAGACACUAGGUGGCAGCACAGCCCGCGGCGCGAUGCUCUAUCACCGCGGCUCAAAAGGGGCCUAUAAGAAAUGGGCCGAGCAGGUCGGUGACGAUGCAUACACCUGGGACAACUGGCUGCCGUACUUCCAGAAAAGCGUAAAGUUUUCCGGCCCCAACACAAACCCAAGACCUGCCAAUGCCACUGCCGUCAACAACCUUUCUGCAUUCUCCGAGUCCGGCGGGCCAGUCCACGUCGCCUACCCCUACUGGACUAACGCCAUCUCAUCCUGGGUGGACAAGGCACUCGCCAAACUGGGCUUUCCCGAAGUGCAAGGCUUCUCCGACGGCAACCUGCUCGGCCGGUCCUACAUCACGCACACCAUCAACCCUUACACCCGGCGCCGCGAGACAGCAUCCACCUCCUACCUCCACGACGCCCUCCUCGAGAGCAACAACCUCAACUUUUACACUCGCACCCUUGUCAAGAAGAUCUUAUUCGACGACAAGAAAAAGGCAACCGGCGUCAAGGUGAGCACCGACGGCUUCGAGUGGACCAUUGGCGCCAAAAAAGAAGUCAUCCUCUCCGCCGGCGUGAUGCGCUCCCCCCAGCUCCUGAUGGUCUCGGGCAUCGGACCCCGGGACACCCUCGAGAAGCUCGACAUCCCCGUCCUCUCCGACCGCCCCGGCGUCGGCAAGAACAUGCAAGACACCAUCAUCCUCGGCCCGACCAGCCCGGUAAAAGUAGAAAGCCACAGCCAGCUGAUGGGCAGCAAGGAGACCCUCCCCCGGUCCAUCUACGAGUACAACAACUUCCGCACCGGGCUGCUGACCAACCCCGGGCAGGACUACUUUGCCUUUGAGAAGCACCAGCCCGGCAUGCUCAAGGACUCGACGGCGGCAGAUAUCGAAAAAGAAUUCCCUGAGGACUGGCCGACUUUUUCCUACAUUGCCUUGGACGACACGUUUGUCCCACAGUAUGAUGGGAAGAAUUACUUUAGCAUGUCGGCGGCGCUGAUGGCGACGUUCAGUCGGGGGUCGGUGACGAUUAACAGUACUGAUACGGCGCAGAAUCCGAUUGUUGAUCCCCGUUGGUUGGACGAUCCGAGGGAUAAGGAGAUGGCUGUUGCUGCGUUUCGCCGGUGCAGGGCUAUUGUGGCGUCGGAGACGAUGCAAGAGGUGAUUGAUGGGCCGGAGAUUCUGCCUGGGGAGAGGUAUCAGACUGAUGAGGAGAUUUACAAUUAUAUUGCUGAGACGUCGGAUGCGUAUUACGCUGGUGUGGGGACUUGCGCUAUGGGGAAGAGGGAUGAUCCGAAUGCGGUGGUGGACUCGAAUGCGAGGGUUUUGGGGGUGGAUGGUGUUCGGGUGGUGGAUGCGUCGGCGUUCCCGUUUGCGAUUGAUGGGCAGCCUAUGGGGACGGUGUACGCAUUGGCGGAGAAGAUUGCUGCUGAUAUUUUGGCUGGAAAGUGA